AUGGCGGUCACUUAUGAAGCGGUAGUGGCUGCACCGAGCGCACCGAGCGAGUUUCCGCGCCUGUUAAAGGAGAUCAACUCUCAAAGUGAAGCGUUCAUCAAUGGCCAGAGAGAUGCAAGAAUGAAGUUGGUCAAUGCAGCAGAGUCCUUAGUGCACGCUUUGGAAACACCUAGUGAGACUGUGAUGCGGUGCUGUAUGGCUCAGUGCACCGCGUUUGCAUCGAUUGAGGCCUGUGUCCAUUUAAGGAUAUUCUCACUAAUCGCAUCUAGCGAUGACCCAAAGGCUGUCAGGGACCUCGCAAAUGCUACUGGAGCAGAUGAACAUUUGUUAGGGCGCCUGCUGAAGCAUUUAGCCGCAAUGGGUGUGGUCACGGAGACUGGCCCGGAUGAGUACUGUCGCAACGGACUCUCAACAGCGCUGGGCAUGGCGCGAUAUAACGAUGCAUGGCAGUCCACGCCAGUGUCACUUCAUUCGGCAAUCCAUGCGCUUCCGGCAUGGCUAGAGAAGAACGACUAUCGCAAUCCCACUGAUGCACGGAACAUCGCGUUCACAAUGCAAUUCAACACCAACCUCCCCUUUUUUGAGUGGCUGCAUUCCGAUCCAGAACAUUUUCCUCUUGCCAGUCAGUUCAACAGCAUCAUGUCCACAUACCACCAAGGCCGACCUAGCUGGAUAGAAGAGGGAUUCUACCCAGUGCAUGAUAAUUUGAUACAAGGGGCACGAGACGAUGAGGAUAAUGUCUUCCUUGUUGAUGUUGGUGGAGGCAGCGGACAUGAUCUUGUCGAGUUUCUAUCCAGAUGGCCUGGUGCCCCGGGCCGACUGGUCUUGCAGGAUUUGCCAGCGGUCCUAGAUGAUAUUGUAGCACUGGACCCAUCAAUUGAGCGGAUGGCGCAUGAUUUCUUCACGGAACAGCCGGUCAAAGGUGCGCGAGUCUAUUCUUUUCACACUGUUCUACACGACUGGAAUGAUAAAGACUGCCAGGCUAUCUUCUCGAGGCUUGCCGCCUCUAUGGAGCGUGGAUACAGCAAGCUCCUUAUCAACGACGUUGUUAUUCCUACGACUGGGGCACAUUGGGAGGCCACCGCUCUGGACAUCUUGAUGGCAGCAUGUUUUGCCUCAUGGGAACGGACCGAACAGCAGUGGCACCAGCUUACCGAGUCAGUGGGACUCAAAGUUGUCAAGGUUUGGCAUGGGACGGGCAGCGUAGCGAGCGUUAUUGAGUGCGAGUUGGCCAUGGUACGUAAAGCGGCUCCGCUACCAUGGCCUUGUGUAUGCUCAAAGAUUUCAAGAUGCAUCUGUACUCUCAGGAGAAACAGGCUAAGCUUAACAGAAGAUCAAUAUGACAGUUAA
Messenger RNA from Aspergillus oryzae RIB40, 1350 nucleotides. RefSeq lists its product as uncharacterized. The record is from RefSeq and is a predicted model, not a curated record. The coding region runs from base 1 to 1350 and encodes 449 amino acids. Lineage: Eukaryota; Fungi; Ascomycota; Eurotiomycetes; Eurotiales; Aspergillaceae. The transcript has 6 exons. Gene Ontology annotation, molecular function: O-methyltransferase activity.